This is a messenger RNA of Hibiscus syriacus, 1130 nucleotides long. RefSeq names its product chaperone protein dnaJ 6-like. Lineage: Eukaryota; Viridiplantae; Streptophyta; Magnoliopsida; Malvales; Malvaceae. The record is from RefSeq and is a predicted model, not a curated record. The transcript has 8 exons. The coding region runs from base 147 to 977 and encodes 276 amino acids.
GGGAAAAUGAGGAAAAUCAAAACUGAAAUGCGGGAAGGAAACAAAGCCUAAAUUCUACACUAUAAAUUCAGAAACCAAAAUUCUUCUCAAACCCCAAAUUCCUUCUGUUCUUAACCAUAAGAAAAAUUGUCAGUUUGUUGGAUAGAAUGGAAAGGAGAAAGCAAUCAAGGGUUUCACGCGAUGAGGAAACAGCAGAAAAUCACUCUUCUUCAAACGAAAAGAGCUUAUAUGAGGUUCUCGGUGUUGAAAAGACGGCAUCUCAGCAGGAGAUUAAGAAAGCAUAUUAUAAGUUGGCCCUAAGACUGCAUCCUGAUAAAAAUCCUGGUGAUGAGGAAGGUAAAGAGAAAUUUCAGCAAUUGCAAAAGGUAAUGUCCAUUCUUGGUGAUGAGGAGAAACGAGCAGUCUACGACCACACUGGCUGCGUUGAUGAUGACCUUGCUGGGGACGUUGUUGAGAAUUUGAAAACCUUUUUCAGGACUAUGUAUAAGAAGGUCACUGAGGCUGAUAUUGAACAGUUUGAAGCAAACUAUAGGGGAUCUGAAUCUGAGAAGAAAGAUUUAAUUGAUCUUUAUAAGAAGUACAAGGGCAAUAUGAAUAAGCUGUUCUGUUCAAUGCUUUGUUCAGAACCUAAGCUUGACUCACACCGUUUCAAGGAUUUGCUUGAUGAGGCAAUAGCUGCUGGUGAAAUUGAAAGAAACCAAGCCUAUCAGAAAUGGGCAAAGAAAGUAUCUGAAAUAAAGCCACCUACCAGUCCAUUGAGAAGAAAGGAGAAGUCAACUAAACAGUCAGAAUCAGACCUGUUUGCAAUUAUAUCUGAGCGCAGAAGUGAGAGGAAAGACCGGUUUGAUUCCUUGUUUUCAUCACUGGUGUCCAAAUAUGGGGGCAAUGCAGAUUCUGAACCCACUGAAGAAGAAUUCGAAGCUGCACAGAGGAAAGUUGAAAGCCGAAAGGCCUCCAACAAAUCAAAGUGCAAAUGACAUCAGUACUUAAUACUAUUUAUGUGAAAAGCCUUAAUAAUCAUGGAAUGUUGCCUUGUGUAGUAGGUGAUAGAGCCAUUUGCACUUUGUCUUGGGCUAUCUCCUUUCUAAUCGAAGGUGGUUGCAUUAUGUAUGCUUUGUCUGUAAAACACA